AUGUCCACAGGGCAUGAUGUUCCCUGCCCUGCACCAUCUCCGCCCAGGCGUGCGCCCCACCCUCGGAGCCACGAGGGCAGGCGGCUUGGCACGGGGGUACCUGUCCCAGGAGAACGAGCGGCGGUGCCGAGGGCUGCUGGAGGCCUCUUGGCAGCGGCUGUGCUGGUGACGCUGUGUUCGGUGGGCGGGUACCCUGCACUGCUGUACACGCUGCGCUCCAGCACGCUGACAGGCCACCACAAGGGAGACGUCAGUUUUCCGGGGGGCAAGCGCGACAGCUCUGACCAGGAUGUGAUCGCCACGGCGCUGAGGGAGACACAGGAAGAGCUGGGCCUGCGCCUGGAGGCUGAGAGUGUCUGGGGGGUCAUGAGACCCAUCCCCAGUGGGAGGGGACUGACUGUUGCUCCCGUCCUGGCAAAUCUAGGCCCCUUGGAGUAUGUGUGUCUGAACCCCAACCAGCAGGAGGUCGAGGACGUGUUCACCAUCCCCCUGUCUCACCUGCUGCAGGCCCAGAACCAGGGCUACACCCACUUCCGCCACCAGGGCCGCUACAGCCACACGCUGCCCGUCUUCCUCAACGGCCGCUACCGCGUGUGGGGGCUGACGGCCAUCAUCACAGACCUCACCCUGGAGCUGCUGGCGCCCAGCGCCUACCGCCGGAGAAUGCGCCCGCCCAGCACCCGCUGAGCCCCAGCCCACCUGCCCCGGCACCACAGAGUGGACAGAGCCAGCUGGCCAGGCUGGGGGAGGCGCCCUGGAGGCAGAGAGCGCCUAUGGGAAAGGCUGGGCAAGGUGCUGCCCACCCCAAGGGCAUAAGGGAUGGAAGACAGACUGGGGGGGGUGCGCCCACAUGCAGGAGCAUGGGACAGGACUGAAGGGGUCACCCCAGGAGGGAAUCCCCCCUACCCCCGUGAUAACACAGCUGUCAGGAGGGAGAGGCUGCAGCCUGCUGUAUUUCACGUGGGGCCGACAUAAACAAACCUCCCCAAGCUGUGUGCGGUCUCCCUGCUGCAGGGGAAGGGAGUGGCCCAGGCCAGGCACUGCCCCCUGCUAGACCUCAGCUCCUGCUCCGUGGGAAACAUCAACAGGGACUCACAUUCAUCCCACCCUUGUCAGCAAGGGGGGCGGGAGGAACACCUGGGACCCCGACCAGCCCCUUCCCCCAGGGCUAAGGAUGCUGAAAUGCCAUUGUCUGGCUCAUGGUAGAGUCGAUACAAUGGGUAUCAGCUAUGCAAUUAGUCGAUAGGCGCCUCUGCAGAGCCGCAGUGGAGGCAUGGGGGGGGGCGCUCCAGAGGAGCCGACUCGAGACCAGACUGAGCAGUCCUGGCUCCUGCCAGCUCCAGGGCCCCCGCGCUCCAGCUCUGCAUCUGAAAUGUAGGAAGAACCGCUGGGCUCUUAGCACAUUUAAAAUGCAGAGUCGCCUUGAUCAGCACCAGCUGGCACUGCUCAAUCUCGGCUCGCGCUGAGACCAGCAGCCCCCGUUUGUGGCACAGUCCUGCCUGCCGUGAACAGGGGCUGGUGCCUGAGCAGCCCCUGCCCACGGACAGCCCUGGGGUUGCUUGGUGGCAACAGCCCCUGUCCUUCAGGGGGGUGCAGUUCUCCACUGGGAAUCCUGUCGACAGGGGCUGCUUUGCAGGGGCUGAUAGAGGCAGCGAGGGUGGGGGGG
Molecule: messenger RNA, 1666 nt
Organism: Pelodiscus sinensis (Chinese soft-shelled turtle)
Lineage: Eukaryota; Metazoa; Chordata; Testudines; Trionychidae
Source: RefSeq, a predicted model, not a curated record